CAGUACUGUGUCUCACAAACAGUUCUGAUCAAAGAGACAGGUCUUUUAAUGUGGAGAAUCACUCAGUCUUAACUUCAGAUGACUCAGUUACUGUCUCCUAAGCCUGCUGCAAAAAUGAGUGCCUCAGAAGACGUUUGGAGAAAAGAUCUGAAGAUGAUCCAUGGCUACCCCAUGAUAUAUGCUUUUGCACUCAACUGGGAAAGAAUUGAAGAGUUCCAGAGCACACCAGGUGACAUUGUAAUAACCACUUACCCUAAAUCAGGUGUUGAACUCUUGAAGAAAACUCCAUCACCUCGGAUAAUAAAGACACAUCUUCCAAUCGAUCUACUCCCCAAAUCCUUCUGGGAGAACAAGUGCAAGAUGAUUUACCUUGCUCGAAAUGGCAAGGAUGUUGCUGUAUCCUAUUAUCAUUUUGAUCUGAUGAAUAGUAUUCAUCCUCUUCCUGGCACCUGGGAAGAAUAUCUGGAGAAAUUCCUAGCUGGAAAUGUGGCAUAUGGUUCAUGGUUCGAUCAUGUUAAGAGUUGGUGGGAAAAGAGGGAAGAGCAUCCUUUACUUUACUUAUACUAUGAAGAAUUGAAACAGAACCCAAAGAAAGAAAUCAAGAAGAUAGCCAGCUUUCUAGACAAGACCUUGGAUGAAGAGGCCUUGGACAGGAUCGUCCAUCACACCUCCUUUGAAAUGAUGAAGGAAAACCCCCUGGUCAAUUACACCCAUCUGCCCACAGCAAUGAUGGACCACAGCAAGUCCCCUUUCAUGAGAAAAGGUAUUGUUGGGGACUGGAAAAAUUACUUCACAAUGGCCCAAACUGAGCAAUUUGAUGCUGUCUAUAAGAAGAAAAUGUCUGGAACAACACUUGAGUUCUGCACAGACAUUCAGAGUGCCUAAUCUACAACUUGAAUAUAUGGUUUCUUAAAAUAGUAACUUGGAAGGGAAAUCAAAUAGAUUCAUGAGGGAAAAAUAAAUGUGCUUUAAAAAUGCUAAUUGAAAAUAUCCUAUACAUUCCCCAGCAAGUAAUAUUCCAAAUGAUCUAGAGCCAAGGUCUUUUGUUAUCUUAGUUUUCAAAGGAUAUGUCUUCAGAUUUCUAGAUUCUUACUGAGUUGAAUAAAUAUAUUUUGUGACUUUAGAAAAAAAAAAGUUGGUCUGAGUUUAUUAUAACAUGGAAUAUAAUUUGUUUCAGGAUAUGAAACUUACAUUCAUGUUCCUGCAAAACAUAUUUCACAGGAGACUAUACUUUCCACUGUGUCUCCCAUGUAGUAGUUCUUAGAGAAAGUACUUAGAGAACGCUAAGUGCUUCUUAGAGUUAUGUUUUCUUUGCUAUUAAAACAGUUUGCAAGGUUGCAAAUGGUCUGCAUUUUCUACACUUGUCUAGUUUCCCUCUCCUGGAUAUCUGACCCAGGACACUAUGCUACCUGGCUAUCUCAAGGUUUUCAUGCUGUUCUGUGAGUUAUCAAUCAUCCUUCUACCAUAGUUCUUUGGUAAUAUUAUUCCAUGUGCCAGAUCAAGUAGCUGAGACUUGGAAAUAGUUUUCUAUAUUUUAUCUCAUUUUUGCAUCUCUAAAGAAUGAAAGAUUUACAAAACUCUUCCCUUGAGAUAGGAGCUUAUCUCUGAGAGACUACUCUCUCUCACCCUCCUUCCUGGAAGAAGACACUCUCAAAUGAUCCUCUUAAAUUUCCUGGAAAAAACUCUUGUGUGUCCAUCAACAAACAUACCUGUGCUUAAGUGUGUUUGGAUCCAGAAAUAGUGCUUUUAUUUCACAAGAUGAAAUUAUCACUGCAGCUAAAAUUGUCCUAACCUAGUACCUAGAGGAGAAUUUCUCGACUGAGGAAAAGACUUCAGAAAGCAGUGGGGGAUUACACAAAAGGGCCAUAUAGAUAGAUGCUUUUGUGAAUAAUUUUUUCCAGAUUUAGUAGCAGAUAUGUUAGAAAUAUUUUUCAAUAUUUUAUCACCUUUCUAAAUCUCUGAAAAUUAAAGACUUACAUUAUUUGUUUUUGUUUUAUUGUUUUGUUUUUGAGACAGGGUUUCUCUGUGUCCCUGCCUGUCCUGAA
Molecule: messenger RNA, 2045 nt
Organism: Mus caroli (Ryukyu mouse)
Lineage: Eukaryota; Metazoa; Chordata; Mammalia; Rodentia; Muridae
Gene: Sult1b1
Product: sulfotransferase family 1B member 1
Molecular function (GO): sulfotransferase activity
Source: RefSeq, a predicted model, not a curated record